CAAAAGCUAGCGAGCGCGCUAGCCAGUUUUGUUCUCACGUUUGAGAUUAAUCUCGUUUUAUUAUGGCCACAAUGUCCGGAGGGGCAAACCUUGGGAUUCCCGGGACAAGCCAAGCCAGCUCCGGAACAUUCGCACACCGGAAAAAAGACAGUAGCCCGUCCGCUAGGUUCUGGGAGAGUCCGGAUACUGUAGCCCAGCUGGAGGUGGUCCGACAGUGGAUCGGGAAGCACUACAAAAAGUAUGUGCUGGUGGAUGCUCCAUCGUGUCAGGCUCUGGCUGCAGUGACCAUGCAGCUUCUCCAAUUCCAAGAGGAUGCCUUCGGUAGACAAGCUGCCAGUCCUGCUCUCACCAAACUGCCUGCACAUUGCUUCUUGGACCUGCGGCCAGGGGCUGGACUCUGCCACAUUCUUGGCACUGCCUACAAGUUCAAGGCUGAGCAAGGCUGGCGGAGGUUUGACUUGCAGAAUCCAUCCAGAACCGAGAGGAAUGUUGAGAUGUUUGUUACCAUUGAAAGAGGGCUGAUCCAGAACAACUGUAUGUCACAGCCUGUGGUAUAUCUGGACCCUACCCUGGACCAGGAGCUGGCUAGUAGACUUACAGCUAUUAUCACCAAACACCAGGGUACACUAACUGAGGACCGAACACUCGCUAGUCACCACAUAUGCCCUUCACCUGCUUCUACAGAGGAAGAUGAAUGGAUGCGUCCCGUCAUGCGGAAAGACAAACAUGUCUUGGUACACUGGGGCAUGCACCCUGACAGUUAUGACAGCUGGCUGUCCUCAAGUGAUGUUGAAGGAAAGGUUGAAGAGCCACCACAUUCAGAAAGGCCGUGGCGGGUCCAUGCUGGCUGGGUUCUGGACACAGAUGUUUUCAAUGAGUGGAUGAACGAAGAAGACUAUUGUGUGGAUGAGAGGAAUGUGCCAGUCGUUCUCCGCCAGCGUAUUCACCUCCGAGACGACCAGGACUCCAAAUCCACCCCCUCCAAAAAGAGAAGACGCUCCCCCUCUCCUCCCUCCUCUGAAGUCAGGAAGAAAGGAAAGAAGGGAAGAAGGCGUGGACAACCGGAGGAGGAGCCAGAGGAAGACUUGACCAAAGACAUGGAGGACCCUACCCCUGUUCCCAACAUGGAGGAGGUUAUACUGCCCAAGAUUGUCAACCUGAAGAAGGACAGUGAGAAUACUCCUGUCAAAGGAGGGACCAUGGCCGACCUGGACGAACAGGAGGAUGACUUCCCAGGAAGGGAAGACGAAGAGGGGAGAGUGGAAAUACCUCGCCUGUCAGAGGGAGAGGAGAACAUCACAGAACAAACCCACCACAUCAUAAUCCCAAGCUACACAUCUUGGUUCAAUUACAACAGCAUUCACUCAAUAGAGAAACGUGCAUUGCCUGAAUUCUUCAAUGGAAAGAACAAGUCCAAAUCUCCAGAAAUCUACCUGGCGUACCGUAACUUCAUGAUUGACACAUACCGGCUGAACCCCCAGGAAUACCUCAGCUCAACGUCCUGCAGGCGCAACCUCACUGGAGACGUCUGUGCCGUCAUGAGGGUUCAUGCGUUUUUGGAGCAGUGGGGUUUGAUUAACUACCAGGUGGAUGCAGAGAGCAGACCCCUCCCCAUGGGACCCCCACCCACACCUCAUUUCAAUGUACUUGCCGACACACCGUCCGGGCUAGCCCCCCUACAACACAAACCCCUGCAGGUAGAACACUCACACACAUGCAGAGCACAUGAUAACUGCUCAACACAGAUGUAUUUGAAACACACGUUUGUGUUGUCUGAAGUGCCUCUGGAUCAGCUCUGCCUCUCGCUCUCACUCUUGCAGGUGUCUGCCUCGCAGCACAUGUUGUAUUUCCCAGAGAAGAGCAGAGAGAAGCCGUCAGACUGCCAGAACUUUGGCCUGCGCACUGACAUCUACACCAAGAAGCACCCCAAGACUAAAGGAGCGAGUGCAGGAAGGGAGUGGACGGAGCAAGAGACGCUCUUGCUUUUAGAGGCUUUAGAGGUCUACAGAGAUGACUGGAACAAAGUAUCUGAGCAUGUGGGCUCCAGAACGCAGGACGAGUGUAUCUUGCACUUCCUUCGUCUGCCAAUAGAAGAUCCGUACCUAGAAGACUCCUCAGCCUCCCUCGGCCCUCUGGCGUACCAGCCCGUGCCUUUCAGCCAAUCGGAAAACCCCGUCAUGAGCACUGUGGCCUUCUUGGCAUCUGUGGUGGACCCACGGGUGGCGUCAUCAGCAGCUAAGGCCGCACUGGAGGAGUUUUCCCGAGUGCAGGAGGACUCAGUGGAUAAGAUCUCUGAAGCGUCCAACCAGCCCAAUAAAACAGAAUCGCUGGACGCAGAAAAAAUCGAGACUAACUCCACCUCUCAUCAGGUUCCUUUGAGGGCAGACAGGCUCAAGGUGGAACCCAUUGGGGCAAAAGUGGAGGGAGAACAAGUCAAAAGAGAAAUUGCUGAAAAUAUACUUGCAGAGGAGCGAGACGGAAGGGGAGAUGAUGACGAGAGCGUAGGGCGGCGGGAGGGGGAUGGGGAUGAGGGGAGAGUGAUGGAGCAGGAUCUGGUGGAGGGCAGUGUUGCCACAGCAGCGGCAGCUGCUCUGGCCUCAGCUGCCACCAAGGCCAAGCACUUGGCGGCAGUAGAAGAGAGGAAGAUCAAGUCCCUGGUGGCUCUGCUGGUGGAAACUCAGAUGAAGAAGCUGGAGAUCAAGCUGAGGCACUUUGAGGAGCUUGAGACCAUCAUGGACCGUGAGAAAGAGGCUCUGGAGCAGCAGCGGCAGCAGCUCCUGUUAGAGAGACAGACGUUCCACACAGAGCAGCUCAAACAGGCAGAGAUGAAGGUUCGCCAGCAGAGGGAGCAGCCGGGUCAGCCGGGAUACACGGUGCAGCAUUCAGCCUUGCCUCCUCCUUCAGGCCAGGCCAUGCCCAACCGGAUGAUACCCGGAGGAGGAAGUGCCCAGGCGAUGGCCCCUCGACACCCUGGAGCUCCCAAUGGCAUGUACCCGUCCUCACAGCCUGAUGGGAUAGCACCAGCUCAGCCGGGUCCUCCAGCAUCCAGUCAUAGCUGAACUGACCAGAAAACAAGACACACACACACACACACACACACACACACACACCAGUCCUCUUUCAAACAGGACACACACGUAGAAAUGUAACACUGGCAUAAAUGUUCAGGAACAACUGUUAAGAAAUUGAUGUCUGUAACUCUUCAGUAGUCAUUUGUUUAUAGACUGAAAGUCACACAAGCACAUAGACACAGUUAAUGUGUAUUUGGCAACGGCUCAGUCCGUCUUAUAUCUGUGAAAUAUUUGUGCUCUGACGUCAGAGUUGAAAACUCAACUCAUUAAAGUUGU
Molecule: messenger RNA, 3347 nt
Organism: Chelmon rostratus (copperband butterflyfish)
Lineage: Eukaryota; Metazoa; Chordata; Actinopteri; Chaetodontiformes; Chaetodontidae
Gene: smarcc1b
Product: SWI/SNF related, matrix associated, actin dependent regulator of chromatin, subfamily c, member 1b
Exons: 27
Coding region: 63-3059 (998 amino acids)
Biological process (GO): positive regulation of DNA-templated transcription
Cellular component (GO): SWI/SNF complex; nBAF complex; npBAF complex
Molecular function (GO): nucleosomal DNA binding; histone binding
Source: RefSeq, a predicted model, not a curated record